Sinocyclocheilus grahami is the source of this 1742-nucleotide messenger RNA. Its product is annotated as NACHT, LRR and PYD domains-containing protein 12-like. Lineage: Eukaryota; Metazoa; Chordata; Actinopteri; Cypriniformes; Cyprinidae. Gene Ontology annotation, molecular function: protein binding. The transcript has 10 exons. The record is from RefSeq and is a predicted model, not a curated record. Gene Ontology annotation, cellular component: membrane. The coding region runs from base 12 to 1742 and encodes 576 amino acids.
AGAUUCUGAAAAUGUUCCUGACAGGAAAGUCCAGAACUCAUUGUGAGGAUGUUCCUCUGGAUGUGUUUCUGAAGGGAGCAACGAAUAAAGCAUUGAGCAGUAAAAAUGGACAUCUGGAUCUUUUCCUUCGAUUUCUUCAUGGCAUCUCACUGGAGUCCAAUCAGAGACUCUUACAGGAUGCACUGAUACACACAGAGAACAACCCAGAGAGCAUCAAGAACAUAAUCAACAACCUCAAACGAGGUCAAAAAAACAAUGUUUGUCCUGAAAGAUGGAUGAAUCUGUCACACUGCUUGAUUGAGAUGAAGGAUAACUCUGUAGUUGAAAGAGUGCAGGUGCUUUUAAAAUCUAAAGCAAAAAGUAAAAGUCUUUCUCUUGCACAAUGCUCAACUUUGGCAAACAUGAUCAUGAUGUCGGAGGAGGUGCUGGAUGAGUUAGACCUUAAAAAGUAUAAUAUCAAAUCAAAAGAGGGUCGAUGGAGACUGUUCCCUGCUGUGAGAAACUGCAGAAAAGCUCUAUUGGCACGCUGUAAUCUCACUGAUCAGCACUGUGAAAUCCUGUCUUCAGCUCUACAAUCAUCAAACUCUUCUCUCAGAGAGCUGGACCUGAGUAACAAUAACCUGCAAGGUUCAGGAGUGAAGCAGCUCUGUGCUGGACUGAAGAGUUCAAACUGUCAACUCAACAUACUGAGAUUGGCAGGCUGUCAUCUCUCUGAUCAGCACUGUGAAAUCCUGUCUUCAGCUCUACAAUCAUCAAACUCUUCUCUGAGAGAGCUGGACCUGAGUAACAAUGACCUGCAGGAUUCAGGAGUGAAGCAGCUCUGUGCUGGACUGAAGAGUCCUAACUGUCAACUCAACAUACUGAGAUUGGCAGGCUGUCAUCUCUCUGAUCAGCACUGUGAAAUCCUGUCUUCAGCUCUACAAUCAUCAAACUCUUCUCUGAGAGAGCUGGACCUGAGUAACAAUGACCUGCGAGGUUCAGGAGUGAAGCAGCUCUGUGCUGGACUGAAGAGUCCUAACUGUCAACUCAACACACUGAGAUUAUCUGGCUGUUUGGUGACAGAAGACGGUUGUGCUGCUCUGGCAUCAGCUCUGAGUUCAAACCCCUCACACCUGAGAGAGCUGGAUCUGAGCUGCAAUCAUCCUGGAGAUUCAGGAGUGAAGCUGCUCUCUGAUACACUCAAACAUCUGGACAAACUCAAAAACCUCUUGUACAGCAGCUCUCACUCCGGACUCUGGAGGAUACAUGAAGGACAGAAUGGCAGUUAUCACGACAUCUCGUUCUACACGGACACCUCCGACCACACCGAGCAGGAGAAGCACCUUUUGAAGUUGCACAGGGUCAUCGUGGUCCUGCUGCCUCUCAGUCUGGUGCUGCUGGUCUUUGGUGGGAUCUUCGGUCUGGUGGCAUCUUUGGCUCAGAGCUGCACUCUUCUCACCUGCAUCGCUGCAUACUUCCUCAUCUGCAGUCUGUUGACGGUGUCCGGUGUAAGCAUCUAUAUCAGUUACUCUCAGCAGGCUUUGGAGGAGCUGCAGCACAUGGUGGAUAUUGAGUCACUGUCUCACGUCCACAUGUCCUUCGGCUGGUCUCUGGUCAUGGCCUGUCUGUCCUUCUGCCUGGAGCUGCUGACGGGGAUCCUGCUCAUGCUAGCGACCCGUUUCAUCCACCGUCAGUGCCACCACGAGCCUGCCGCAGUGCUCUCCAUGAGCCAGAGCUCACCACAGCUUCUGAGACUGCAGUGA